Molecule: messenger RNA, 1515 nt
Organism: Mesorhabditis spiculigera
Lineage: Eukaryota; Metazoa; Nematoda; Chromadorea; Rhabditida; Rhabditidae
Source: the annotation of a GenBank genome assembly
AUGCUCGAAAAAGUUGAGCUCAACGAAAAGUCGGCGCUGCGAAAUUUCGAUCAAGUUUUUGAGAGGAUAUCACAUUAUGGUCGCUAUCAACUCUUCGUCUUCCUCGUCUUUCAAUAUUUAAUGCUAAACGCGGCCGGGAACUAUUUAUUCAUGUCGUUCGGAGGGUUGUACCGUACCUGCGACGAUCUGGAGUGGAAUUUGGAAACUGUCAAAGACGUGUGUACCAUGGUGAAAAAUUGCCCUCAAAACGCCUCGUCCACCAGUUAUUUCUAUUCGCUAUAUGAAGACGAAAAUUUCGUCUGUCCGAAUAGUGGACUGCCGCAGCAUUUGCAGUCUCUACAGGCUAUAGGGUCUGGAAUCGGAGCGCUGGUGGGAGGGCAUGCCGCUGAUCAACUUGGGAGAAAGCUGAUUAGCACGACCGGAGCGAUACUGAUGAUACUUUCUGGCCUAUUAGGUGCACUAUCGCCCGACUGGAUGGUGUUGGCUGUAGCGAUGUUUGGCAUGGGCUUCAGCUACGGCAUUCUUAUUGACGCCGCUUUGACGCUUGCCACUGAAACCGUCGGCCCAAAGUUUCGUAUCGUGCAGACGCUAGCGGUACAAUGGAGUGUGGCGAUGCAGAUCGCCUCUGUCAUUGCCUAUUUUGCGGGUAGCUGGCGACUAUAUCUAAUUGUGAUUAAUGUGGCUGUGGUCCCAGCACUAUUUUUGUUGAAUACCUGGGUCGAAUCACCGAGGUGGUUGAUACAGAAGCGGGAUUUGAAAACGGCAGCCAUUUGCCUAAACAAAAUCGCUGCGAGAAACCAAGAAAAAGUCCGGUUUACCGAGGACGAUUUGAAAGAAAUCGAGCUGGAUGAUGGAAAUCAAAAGCUCUAUUCCGUCUGGCACCUCUUUAUGACUCGACAACUAUUUUUAUACAGUAUCGUAAUGAUAUUAUCGGCUUUGACGGCCGAGACUACGAUAGCUGUGAUAUUAUUUGAUGUUCAGUCACUAGCCGGGAAUCCAUUCCUAAAUGUUGCCCUCUACGGUACUCUCCGAAUGUGGGUACCUCUCUUCAUCAUAUUCCUGGAGAAAUAUUCAAAUAAUAUCGGCCGGAGGGCGUUGUUUAUUUAUUCGCAAACAUUUACCGUACUGUGCUUUACGAUAUUUUUAAUAUUACCGUCCACUUUUCCUUAUCAAUCCAUGAUAAAGACGGUAUUGGCAUUGGUAGGAGGUAUCGUUAAUGCCUCAAUAUUCUUCACCGUCUACAAGCAAUAUUCUAUGGAGUUGUACCCAACAUUGAUGCGGGCAAUGGCUGUCGGAACGUUUGGAGUGGUAGAGAGAAUUGGUGGCGGCCUCUCCCCGCAACUCGUCUACCUCUCGCGAGUUUUCUGGCCGGGGUUUGGAGUUUGUGUAGCGACGGUAUUUUGUGCGGCCAGUUUAAUUGCCGGGUUCUUCGUUUUGCCGGAAACCAAGAAUCGAACAAUGCCCGACACACUUCGACAAGAAGAAAAUUUAGAAAAAGUGGACGAAGAGUGCAAA